Molecule: messenger RNA, 3783 nt
Organism: Symbiodinium necroappetens
Lineage: Eukaryota; Dinophyceae; Suessiales; Symbiodiniaceae
Source: the annotation of a GenBank genome assembly
AUGCAGCCGCUGUGGCUGUUCCUUUUGCCAUGCCUCUGCCAUGCAGCGGACCUGAACCUGCUCCCGGAUUGGGAUCAUGUUCCGUUCUUGCACGGCGUGGCAUCUGCUGAUCCUCUCAGUGACCGAGUUCUUAUAUGGACCCGUGUCAGCACUGGCUCAGACACAGAAGUUGUCUGGCGCCUCUGGCGUGAGGGUGAGCAGUCCUUUGACAGCCCUUUCAGGCAGGGGAUCGAGAUGGCCUCAGCUGGCUCGGACUUUGCCAUCACUGUGGACGUCUCAGGCUUAGCUCCGAGCUCGCAGUAUUUCUAUCAGUUCUCCGUCGCUGGAAACCGCUCCAUGCUGGGUCGGACGCGAACUGCAAGCAGGGGAUCCGAAGUGAACCUGGCCGUCGUCUCCUGCACCAGCCUCUGGAGUGGAUAUUUCAACUUCUAUCGGCAACUUGCUUUCGACGACGUGGAUGCCGUGGUGCAUCUUGGCGAUCUGGUCUACGAAAGGCCCGACCCGGACGAAUUGCUUCGGGUGCCGGACUUCCACUGCGACGAAGUGCCUGGCUCCCGCCAGAGCGAGACCGACCUGGUGAUGGAUGGCUUGCGAGAUGCCCUCUGCCACCCGUCCGACUUGGUGAGGUAUCGUGCCCUGCAGUCGGUGCACAUGUUCGAUCCCGACUUCCGGCUGGCUCGAUCCAGACAUCCCUUCAUCGUGAUCUACGACAACCAUGACGUGAACUGGAAAGAUGCAAACAGCUCGCUGCGCGCCUUCCGAGAGUGGGUGCCCAUGAGGGCACGUGAUGAGGAUCAUGCCCUGGAAGGGGGUUUUCGGCAUUUUCGCUUCGGGGAGGACGUGGUGGAUGUGUAUAUGCUUGAUACAGCCAUGGCAAACACAGGGAGCCUCCUCGGCCAGGAGCAGGAGGAAUGGCUGAAGACGCAGCUUCAAGAAUCAUCCGGCACCUGGAGGCUUUUUGCAUCGCCAAAGACCUUCAUGCCACUGGCCCUGAACAAGACAGGAGCCUCCCUCGCUGCGCCGGUCGCGUGUGUCGCGCUGCUUCUGCUGUUACAGCUCGCCUGCUGCAGGUUUCUCCCCAGACUUGCUUGUGUGAGCAAGGCUGAAACUUCGGAUCGCGGAGACGUGCAAUCCAGGGGCCUGUGUGCCAAGAGGCAUGAGGUCAGCCGGAGGAUUCUCCGCUGCUGCUCGAUGGGUGCCUGCUGUGCCUACGGGCUCUGGAGCCUCUUGGGCACCGUGGCCUGCGCCUUCCUCUUUUUGAAGUUCGACAAGUCGCAUGGUCUAAGCCCGCUCCAUGCACCAACGACGACUUGGGAGGGACAGCCUGCUUCAAGGAACUUACUCUUCGAUCAGCUGCAGCAAAGUGGCAAGGCAUCCAACAACAUCUGGGCUGUGGGGGAUAUGCAUUUCUCAUACCUCGCCGACGUGUUUCGCUUCGACUAUCUCGGCAAAGACUUGUUCUCCUACAGGCCUCAAGCACCAGUAGAAAGGUACGGUGUGGAGUUUAUGCCCGGCUCUGGCAGUCGGGGCAACAUGGACGAGAAAGCAGGCGAGCUGCUGGGUCACUUCUUCAAGCCUCCUUCCUAUCUGUCCCGCCUGGUCGGACGAGUGAUCGACUAUGUGCUCCUGCAUGCCAAUCCACAGUUCCGACAUUUCGAAGGCUCUGAACACGGCUAUGGGCUGUUGAAGAUAGCCCCGCAGAAGGUUCAAGCAAGCUGGGCACGCUUCGAUGUCCUCCGCGUCGCCAACGGGUUCACGCGGGUUUCCGGCAUGCAUGUGAAUGCUGGGGACAACAAGUGGUCUUUCGAGCCGGCGCUGUUGCAGACCACCUGCCCAGCAGGGGCCAGCUUCAGCAUUAGGCAAAUCGGCAGCUCUGUUCAGCUGGUCCAGUCAGCUGCAGCCCGGGCCGAGGCUGCGAAGUUUCGUGGGGUGAGCUAUCACAAGCGAGACCGUGUGUUCCUAGCGAGGCUAUAUGCUGGUGGCAGACCGCCCUAUAUCGGCCGCUUCCAAAGCGCUCAGAAGGCUGCAGAAGCCUAUGAUCAAGAGGUGAGAUGCUUGUAUCCAGAUGCCACUCCAGACCACCAGUUUCGGCGCAAGAACUGGUUGAAUUUUCCAUCAGAGGAGGAAGCUGCUUAUGAUGAAUCCCCGGAGCAGGCACGCAAGCGUGCGAUGAGAACUGUGGGCUCCAACCACCGCAAGGAGGCCAGAUCUUUCAAGCUGGUCGAACAGGACUUUGACGCAUCGCCCUAUUCUGAGAAGUACCAGCUCGUGCGCUUGACGGGAUCAUCCAAAGCAGAUGCUCUGUUCAAGCUGCGCGGCUCGUCACAAGCCGGUUUGCAGAUUCAGCUCAAGGCAGCAGAAAGUGAGUGGAAGCAAGGAAGGACUUACAGGUUUUGGAAUUUGCUGGGAUAUGAUGGCAUGGUGGUGUUUCUUGUGGCGCUGGAUGGUGGUCGCUUGUGGACUGCCGCCGGCGAGGAACUCAAGACGGCUCAUUUGAGCAUAACCAUGGGAUGUGCAAGCGACACUGAUCGACGGGUUGAAGACAUAGGGGCGCAUCUGGUUGCUUGCUUCAAGAACAUGAAGAAGUUUCCCCACAUGUCCUCUUCAGAGCUCCAGUGCUCCCGCACCAAUAGGGUUGAGGUUGCUGCGCACCGGCAGCUCAAGAAUUUGUUUCGCUGCUUGAACUGGAGCUUGACCUGCCCUCACCAACAUCUGUCGACAGUCGACUCCCUGCUGGAGGUUGGUGUCGGGGACCCGCUUGUGCGCUUGCAGGAGAAGGCAUCGCACUUCCAUGAGGAUAGGGGCCGGUAUGGAGUGUUCCUGCGGAAGUGCGGAGGCUCGCUCGGACGACUUGCAUAUGCUGAGGACGACUCUGACUUGCUGGUGGCCUGUGUUUUGCACAAGGAUAAGUUGCAAGGCGCCUUCCUGCUUCCCACUUCCGAAUUGGUGCGGAGAGGCUAUGUGGCCAGGAGGCCCUGCGUGCUUCCUCUGCACCCACCGUGGUCUCCGCCAAAGCGGAACAGCACCAAAGAGAAAUACGCCUGGCAGCUCGACUUCUUCCUAGACCUCCGCACUUGGCAGGGCUCCACGGAGCUGCCGGCGCCGGUGAAGAUGCGCUUGGAGAGACUCAUCUCUCAGACGCUUUGGCAGCGCCCCUCGCUGAUGGCCGCGGCUAGGGAGUUGGAAGACUCCUUGGCUGUGGCGCUCCGGUCCUCCGCGAUCGAAUGGGCCGUCAACGUGCAGAUCUGCGACCUGAUCAAGGAGAAUCGCCACCUCGCCCCCCUGGCGCUGGCACGCAUCGAGGAGCGCCUUCGCAAAGACAGCCCAUCGCCGGUGCAUCUGGCGUUGAGCCUUUUGGAGAUGCUCGUGAAGAAUUGUGGACUGAUCAUCUGCCAAGCAAUCAAUCCAGACCUCGCAGAGACCCUCGUUUCCCUCGUGAAGAAGCGGGAGAGCUGGAGGUAUGGGUUCGGCCGCAACCUGCACAAGACAGGGCUUUCAGAGUGGCUCCCGCAGGGCAUUGCCAUCGGUGAGGACCAGCGAGCACAGUGGCGGCAAGCGACGCAGAAGAUCAAGAGCCUCCCCCUCGAGACAAUCGCCUUACCUUGCUUCACAGACGUGGUGAUUACUAUUUAUUACCGGUCCAGAGAUUCGAGUGCUGAUCCUGGACGAGAAGACCUGCAACGCACUGCCGCAGCCAUUUCACACUUCGCGGUGCCCGCACGCGCGGCCGAAGAUCUGGAACGAUGGCUGAGGGCCGAUACAGAAGUUCCAAGCUCGCCGUAG